UGCAAUGCCACAAUGCUCUCCAUGAAACCAUGGUGCUCUGCAGGAUCACAACAGCCCUUUGGCUCCACGAGGCCCUGAAGUGCAGCAAGGGCCUCUUGGUUCCAUGAAGCCCCACUGCUUCACAUUGGCCCCUUGGGAUCAUGCGGCCCCACAGAGCCACAAAGAUGUGCUUGGUUCCAUGAGGCCCCACAGUGUCACAGUGGCCCCUUGCAUCCAUGGUACUCUGCAGGGUAACAAUGUUCCACUUGGUUCCACAAGUUCCUACAGAGUAACAGGCUCCUCAAGGGUCUGCAGUGUCACCAUGGCCCCUUGGUUCCACAAUGCUCCACAGUGUCACAAUGGUCUCCAUAUGAAGGAAACAAGUGAGCCCCAGUGAUGCAUGAUCAGAUGAGAGGCAGUCACCAGAGGCCAAGUCUGGCCAGACUUGACUGUAUGGGCAGCUUUCAUCCAGGAGUAACCCCUGGAUAUAGGAAUUUUUAGAUGCAGAAUCCCAAUUUUGGCCAUGGAUGCCUAGAUAAGAAAGAAAGUUCUUUCCCACAGGAAUAAAAGCACAGAGCCCCAGUGCUUCAUGGUCAGAUGGGAAAUGGCCCUUGGCAUGUCAAAUUCAGUGGCACCUGUCAGACAAUCCCCAGGAGGCCAAACCAGGCAGACCUGUUCCAUGUUCCCUUGAUUUCAUGGAACCCCACAUUGUCACAAUGGUCUCGAUUCCAUGAGGUCUGGCAAUGUCACAAUGGCUUCUUGAUUUCAUGAGUCCCAACAGAGUCAUAGGAGUCCCUUGGCUCCAUGCUGCCCCAUUGUGUCACAAGGGCUCCUUUUUUAUAUGGACAAAACAGUUCUAUCACUGACCCUUGAAUCCAUAGGGCCCCUGAGUUGCAUAAUGGUCUCCUUGAUUCCAUGAUUCCCGGAUUCCAUUGUCUCACAAUCUUUUCCUUGGAUCUCCAUUGUCUCAACUGACCCGUGGUUCCAUAAGGUUCCAAAGUGUCACCGUGGUUGCUGUCAGAGUCUGGAUGAGAUCGAUGUCCCGAUGCUCGGAAUGCCUGUGUAGGGUCAGAGCCGGGUCAGGCCUUGGUUUGUGGUGGAACAGAGCCCCGCCCCCAGCCCUGGCCUGGCAGAGCUUUCAAUCACACAGCAGAGGAUGGUGUUCACCCAGCUCUGAUUGGCUGAGCUGUUAAUCAAUCAAUCACACUUAGGCAGCUGGUGCCUACCCUGACUCUGAUUGGACAAGCAGCUGGCAGUCCCACCCCAGGGGCAGGGCCACGAAGGCCCAGGGGGUUAAAAGCCAGAGCAUGAGCCCAGCCCAGGGUCUGGAUCCUGCCUUCUCCUGGGGUUCCUCUGUUGGUGAUGCUGGAACCCAAGCAGUUGGCACUUUCUAUGGAUCUUCUGUCUUUCUGUUGUUCUCUUCCUUCUCUUUCUAAUCCUACUUACCUGGAACAUUUUGGGGUGACUUCACAUGUUAAGAGUUAAAGGAUUUUAUAUUAAAUGUGUGGGAAUCUGAGGCACAGAAUCCAAGCCUUGGAAUUCAGUAGUUUUCGGGAAUUUAGCUACUUGAGCUGGGCUUCUUGGGGGACUUUUAACAGCCUUGUGUUCCUCACCAUUGGGUGAAUAAACCUUGUCAGUCUUGCUGGUAUCAUUUGCUCCCUUUCCUCCAAUGAUUUUAACAAACUUUUCAAGGAAUAACAACAAAAUAUUUUCUUUACACUGGCCACCCACAACAGCCAUUUUCCUCAUCAGUUCUCCCAUAAGUUGCUCAGAGGAAGCUGUGUCCAAGUUUCCAAGAGUUCUUCCAGAGAGAAAAACAACCUGCUCAAAGGAGGAAACCUUUCUGUUGUCAAAGGCACUUGGGGUCAGAGAACAGUUUAAGGCAGGGUUUCUGUAUCAUUGCCUUGAUCUAAAUUUUCUUAUUAAAUUGUUAUUCUGGCUUAGACUCUCCCACAGAUUUGCCUUGAAACCAGUACAAAAUUCAAUGUACUCAUCCCUUGUUUUCCUCCCAAAACAGGAUUUCCCAUCCCCAAACUUUCACCAGAUGGAGGAGGAGGCUGCGAGGAAGAGGAAGGAGCCCUGGGAUUUCCAGGCCGACAAGGAGCUGAAGAUGGAGACCAGGAAGGACACAUCUCCUCAGCAGAAUCUCAUGGAAGAGGCUGUUUUGACUGGCUCCACAGCACAGGAAUCCAAUGGGGAGGAAAGUCCCCAGAGAUCCCACAGGAAGAGGGGUUGCAAACCCAGCCCAGGGUGCUCUGAGGAGGAAAUACCCACCCAGUGCCAGGAAGGUGGACAGAGCUUCAGCCACAGCUCAGAGCUGGUGGUCCAUGAACAGCUUCAUGAUUGGGAGAAGGCCCACAGGUGCUUGGAGUGUGAGAAGAACUUCAGGCAGAGCAGCACCCUGAUCAGCCACCAGAUGAUCUGUGCUAGGAAAUGGGCUUAUGAGUGUGGGGAGUGUGGGAAGGGCUUCAGCUGCAGCUCUGCCCAUGUCAUCCACCAAUGCAUCCACACUGGGGAGAGGCCCUAACAGUAUCCACAGUGUAGGAAGAGGUUUCAGAGCAGCUCCAAUAGCCUCCAGCAUCAGCAGAUUCACACUGAGGAAAGGCCCUUUCACUGCCCUAAUUGCAGGAAGGGCUUCAAGCACAACUCCAACCUCAUCACGCACCAGCGCAUCCACACUGGGGAGAGGCCCUACGAGUGUCCCCAGUGUGGGAAGAGCUUCACCCAGAGCCCUCACUGGACCAAACACCAAUGAAGGCAAUGAUAAGGGAAGCCCUGCAAAUGCCCUGACUGCAGGAACAGCAUCAUGCACCACUCCAGCUUCAUCCUUCUUGGAAGGAUCCACAUUGGUCAGAGCCCUGGUGACCCAUAUUCCCAGUGAUCUGCGCUGAGAGGACACCUGGCUGGUUUUCCUUUUGGUUUGGCCCCAAGUUCUCCUUGAUUCAUUUUUAUCACUUAAAAACACAUGAAAUAAGACUAAAAAAGAAAGUAAUUGAUCAAGGAUUUCACAGCUAUUUCAGGUGGAAUUUAUGGUUUGGGGACAUGUUCUGUAGGAUUUGUGGGUUCUUGGGGGAUUUCAGGACGUGUUCUCCAUAUCUUUGCACUCUAAAAGUCAAGAUGGAUUGAUUUGUCACCUCAAACUGACUCAGUCCCACCAAAAACAAUUCAAUCUUACCCCAAAAGAGCUCAACACCACCUCAAAUUGUCUUAUUCCCACCUAAAAAAACCUCAGUCCCAUGUCAAAAUUAUUAAAUUCCACAGCCUCCAGGGUGUGAUGGGGUUGGAAGGAGACUGGGAGAAGUGGGAUCCAAAUUCUUGGGUGUUGGACCAGGAUUAUGUGGGGCUGGGUGU
Molecule: messenger RNA, 3330 nt
Organism: Zonotrichia albicollis (white-throated sparrow)
Lineage: Eukaryota; Metazoa; Chordata; Aves; Passeriformes; Passerellidae
Source: RefSeq, a predicted model, not a curated record